Messenger RNA from Bradysia coprophila, 2607 nucleotides. RefSeq names its product fork head domain-containing protein FD4-like. NCBI's taxonomy places the organism in Eukaryota, Metazoa, Arthropoda, Insecta, Diptera, Sciaridae. The record is from RefSeq and is a predicted model, not a curated record. Gene Ontology annotation, molecular function: DNA-binding transcription factor activity, RNA polymerase II-specific; RNA polymerase II cis-regulatory region sequence-specific DNA binding. Gene Ontology annotation, biological process: regulation of transcription by RNA polymerase II; anatomical structure morphogenesis; cell differentiation.
CCUUAACAACAUUUUAAUACCGAAAAAGGUAUAAUUCUGCAUUUCAACACCUCUCUUGUUAUGAUAUAACAGUUUAUAACAAACAAUUGUGCAUAUCGGACUGUGUGUGUUGGAGUGUUGUUGUCGAAUGAUAGGCCAAUAUUUGUUUUCAGUCCGUACACUCACUGGUGUACCCUUUUUCGUUUCAGUCGCGUGGUAGCCAACUACAAUCGAGAGAAACAAAUGAAAGAAUGUGGUAGCUAAAUAAUUGUUUUACGGUGACAAAUAAAAUUAAAAAAAAAAAAAUAGAGAAAAAGAUGAAUUCGCUUAAACUGUAUCAGUCUUUUGUGGGAAUAUCAGUGCAACGUCGGUCGUGCUCAAAAGAAGAUGAUUGUGGUUGUACUAAAAACAAUUUUUCAAGUGUUUCGCUUAAGUAAUUAAUUUAAAACUAAAAAAUCAUCGAAAUUUUUCAAUAAAUUUACCUUUCGGAAAAGACGUAAAAACCUAAAGAGAAAAUCUCUCAAUUUAUUCUACGAAAAACCAACAGCAAAUAAAUUUCCUUUUCGACAAAAAUCAAGUUAUGCCUCGUCCAUCGAGAGAAUCGUACGGGGAUCAAAAGCCACCAUUUUCGUACAUUUCUCUGACAGCGAUGGCGAUAUGGAGUUCGCCGGAAAAGAUGUUACCAUUAAGUGAAAUCUAUCGAUUCAUCACCGAACGAUUUCCGUAUUAUCAGAAAAAUACGCAACGCUGGCAAAAUUCGCUGAGGCACAACUUAAGCUUCAACGAUUGCUUCAUCAAAGUUCCUCGACGUCCGGAUCGGCCGGGCAAAGGUGCAUAUUGGGCACUGCAUCCGCAGGCAUUCGAUAUGUUCGAAAAUGGCAGUUUGUUGCGAAGAAGGAAGCGCUUCAAGUUACACAAAUCGGAAAAGGAUAUUUUAAACGAAGAACUUGCCGCUCUAGCCAACAUAAAUCGUUUCUUUUUCUCACCAACACAUUCGGCCGACCAUCCAUCAUCGUUUGUGGACGGUAACGGUGGUGGUGGUGGUUCGGUGGUGCAACCACCAUCGCCAAUUUUAACAAAUACUUCGCCAAUACGACCAACUAGUCCGUUGGGUGCAUCGCCUGGAGCAACGGCGAUCGGCUAUCAUCCAACCGAAACUCAAGUUCGGCCGAAACGUUCCUUUACUAUCGAAAGUCUGAUCACACCGGACGGUGGCAAAGAAAAAUCAUCAUCCAAGCAUGCAAUGGCGAAAACGGAUGCCGCUCAUUUAAGAACUGACAAAUCCUCAUCCCGACAAUUUCAACUAAAUCAUCCGAUCGCUUCACGCAAUCCAGCCGCUCUACCGUUCAUCCAAUAUCCGCAUCCGUCUCUGGGCUACGAAAUGCCCAUUCAUCCGUUACAGUUAAUGAUGACACCGCUGGGCAGUGGCGGUGGCGGAGGCAUGCAACCAAACUAUUUCAAUCAGGCAAUGUAUCCGACCAUUGGCAGUCUGCAGCAACAUGGUCCUGAUCUCAGUCGCAUAGGACCGGCAGCGUUACGGACCGUAUGACAAAUACCGUAAAAACGCGGGGGUGAGAGAGAAAGAAAGAGGACACAGAAUAUGGAGACACACACACACACAUACAUACACGAUUAGUGUAAAAUUAUUUGUUUUUAAUUUUGUUUGAAAACAUUUAAACAAAAGAGGCUGUUUUAUUAAUUAAUUAAAUUAAAAUGAAUGUUAUAUCCUAUAUGAAAAAUAUUAUCCUAUAUAUUAUAAUCCUAAUUUGAGUGAAUUUAUAAUUGUGCUGAAUGUCACUUGACCCACACUACCUACUACUUAUAACAUUUAACUUUAAUUUGAACAUAUAUCAAAGAUGAAGAUUUUUUUUUUAAAUAAUAAUUUAUUUUAAACCAGAAAAUACUUGUGCGCUCUCUGCUUGUGGUAGCAAUCAACAAUUUUAUUCAACAUAAAAAUGAAAAAAGAAAAAAAUAUUUAUUUAAAAAAAAAAACAAAACGAACGAAAAUGAGAGGAGGAAACAAUUAUUUGUGAGAACAAUUUUCAUUUCUAAAUGAUAAUAUAGACGUUGUGCCAAUUUUAAUAUAUAUAAAAAACCGAUGUUUUUAACAAUGUAAAUAUAACAUACCUGCAAUGAUAACAAAAGAUAUUUAUGAACAGAAAUGAAAGUAGAGAAAACACAAGAACCGUGGAUUCAGAAUGGGACAAUCACGAACAUUUAUAAAUUGAAUUCAAUGAUAUCAAUUAAAAUGUUUGUCCGUUUUUUAUUUAACAAUUGCAAUUCGUCCUGAAUCUACUGUUUUGCAUAAUAUAUUUACCACAACACUGUUUGUAUAUCCGAAUAAAUGUUUUGAAAAAAAGAUGACUGCGGUAGCAAAAUGAAGCAUAUGUGAAAAUGAACCAAUUAAUUGCAAUUCGACAAACAAAGGGAUAUAUUCAUCAAAAUGAAGUCCCAGUUUCGUUUUUGUUUCUCUUUUUUUUGGUUUAGUUGUAAGACACGUUUAAUAAGCUAAUUACAAUAAUUACAAUAAUUACAAUUUUACUUUAUUAUGCGGUUGGUUUGUAUAGUCAGUCUAAUGAAAUAAUAUCCAUCUAUUUAAACGAAGAAAAAUAUAUAUAAAAGUCAAAA